Morone saxatilis (striped sea-bass) is the source of this 1251-nucleotide messenger RNA. RefSeq names its product opsin-5-like. The transcript has 6 exons. Gene Ontology annotation, molecular function: G protein-coupled receptor activity. Bases 1 to 1251 code for a protein of 416 amino acids. Gene Ontology annotation, cellular component: membrane. Lineage: Eukaryota; Metazoa; Chordata; Actinopteri; Moronidae. Gene Ontology annotation, biological process: G protein-coupled receptor signaling pathway. The record is from RefSeq and is a predicted model, not a curated record.
AUGUCUGUGAGCGGCUCCGUGGCCGGGGGCCCCCCCUGGAGGAACAACAGCUUCAUCCUGGGAGGGGGGCGAGACCCUCCUCUGUCUGACCAGGGAGAGACCAUCAUCGGAGUCUACCUGCUGCUGCUGGGUUGGCUGUCCUGGUUUGGAAACAGCAUCGUCCUCUUCGUGCUGUACAGACAGAGAGCCACCCUGCAGCCCACAGACUACCUGACCUUUAACCUCGCCAUCUCUGACGCCAGCAUCUCCGUGUUUGGAUACUCCAGAGGGAUCCUUGAGAUCUUUAACGUCUUCCAGGACAGCGGCUUCCUCAUCUCCUCCAUCUGGACCUGCCAGGUGGACGGUUUCUUCACGCUGGUGUUCGGUUUGAGCAGCAUCAACACGCUGACAGUGAUCAGCAUCACCCGCUACAUCAAAGGAUGUCACCCGAGCAGAGCUCGGCACAUCAGCAGGACCAGUGUUAACGUCUGUCUGCUGCUCAUCUGGAUCACAGCUGGAUUCUGGUCCGGAGCGCCACUGCUCGGCUGGGGGAGCUACAAAGAUCGAGGGUACGGAACCUGUGAGAUCGACUGGGCCAAAGCGACGUACUCGAGUGUCUACAGGUCCUACAUCAUCUCCAUCUUCAUCUCCUGCUUCUUUAUCCCGGUGCUCAUCAUGCUCUUCUGCUACAUCUCCAUCAUCAACACGGUGAAGAGAGGCAACGCUCUGUCCUCUGAGGGAGACCUGACCGACCGCCAGAGGAAGAUCGAAAGAGACGUCACCAUUGUUUCCAUAGUGAUCUGUACGGCCUUCAUCCUGGCGUGGUCCCCGUACGCGGUAGUGUCCAUGUGGUCCGCCUUUGGCUUUCACGUGCCCAACCUCACCAGCAUCUUCACCCGCCUCUUCGCCAAGUCCGCCAGCUUCUACAACCCCCUCAUCUACUUCGGACUCAGCUCCAAGUUCCGCAAAGACGUGGCCAUCCUGCUGCCGUGCACCCGUGACGCCAAAGACACCGUCAAGCUGAAGCGCUUCAAGCCGAAAGCCGACGCCCAUGGCCGACCCGCUGCAGGAGGCGGAGCCAGACUCAAAGUUCCUCUGAACUGGACAGAGAAGAAGUACUCGCCCGGGAACCAGCCUAACCCGGUCCCUAGCCCGGACUCUGGGAUGGGAAGCCCGCCCUGCACGCCGCCGCCCAUCAACAAAGAGGUGUUCUACAUUGACAUGCCCCGCCCCUCUGAGACCGACCCUGAGUUCGAGUGUGAGAGACUCUGA